CGUGGAGGCACCAUAACAAGUCAAGAUGAAAUAAAAUGUCAAUUGCAUGUCAGCAUGUUGGCGUAGUAGAAGUAAACAAUGCAGUCGUUACAUUUUUCACUCAAAAACCUUUUCAUAAAUAAUUCGUAACGGCACGUGUAAAUAAAAAUAAUUUAAAAUAACAGCCAGAUGUUGAAAUUUGUUAUUUUAAAAUUUUGUGAAAGGAAAUUGUGAUGUGGCAUGACUUAUGCACUUUCAUACGCACUGAAGGUUAUAAGACAGUUUAUUGGUGUGUGCAGACAGUAGAAUGGGCGAAGUGCGGCGAGAGCGCGCUGUCAACUGUGCCGACCGCACUGUGGGCCGUCGGGGCGGCGGCACUGGCGCACCGGGUGCUCGGCGCUAUCUUCAGGCGGUUCCUCUUCCGAAGGGUGCCGUUAUGGGAACUCGUGUUACAGAAUCUCCUCUUCAUUUGGAUGGUGAUAUACAGCCUACACUUCUGGAUGGUGCUGGUCAGGGUAAUCAAGAUGCUCGUCGAGUACUGCUUCGAUGAGAGCGUCGUAGCUGCCCCAAUAGAAGAGAUAGUAGAAAGCAAAAAACUUAUGCAGCAGUGGGUGGUGUGGGUGUGCGGCCUGGUCCCGCUGGCGGUCUACCUGCACACGCGGCCGCGCCCCGAAGCCCCACCUCUCAUGAUAUGGAUUACAACGAGUCCAUGGCAACGGCGCGAGAUGGGCCCUUACGGAUACUACCUCAGCCGGCCGCUAACUUCCCUGCAGUCCACCGCGAAUCUCACCAGCCUCCAACGGGCGCUCACCCUUCGGAAAGCCUUCAGCGACUCCAAAAUAGUCACCAAAGAACCACCCAAGAAAAGAAGAUACUCGAAAUCUGUUUAAAACAUUUGUAUAAAAAUAAUAAAAGUUUGAACACUU
This is a messenger RNA of Chilo suppressalis (striped riceborer), 905 nucleotides long. The record is from the annotation of a GenBank genome assembly. NCBI's taxonomy places the organism in Eukaryota, Metazoa, Arthropoda, Insecta, Lepidoptera, Crambidae.